Messenger RNA from Psylliodes chrysocephalus, 1071 nucleotides. The record is from the annotation of a GenBank genome assembly. Lineage: Eukaryota; Metazoa; Arthropoda; Insecta; Coleoptera; Chrysomelidae.
AUGAAAUCAUCGGACAAUUCAAGAGACUCCCCAAAUAAUCAAGAUAAGUCACAGAGCCCGCUGUGUAUGCCAGAUCUACCACUACCCACACCUCCUCCAAUGGCAAACAUAAUGAUGACGUCGCGGUUCGAUCUUCAAACGAGAGGGGGUUGCGGAUACAGAAGAAUUUUGAGCUCGAGAAGUACCGAGUUCCGAUCACCUCUUCUGAGUAGAGCAAAUUUUGCUCAACAUUUUGAUAACCAAAGCCCCUUACCGUCAAUAAGAAAAUUUGGAAAUGGUACUGAAACAUUGGGUCUAUCGCCAUUACCGAGGCAUAGAAAUUUUGAAGAUCUUUCAGUAAAUUUCGACGAUUUCCGAGAUAUAAGUAGCCUGAGCAAAUUGGAUUAUGCUAACCCUAGAAGCAAGUAUCUAUCGAGAGAUUCCGUCCUUUCCGAAGAACUAGAAGAAGUGCAAAUGGUUUCUAGGGAGAUAUCAUCGAAAUUCAACCAAACUUACGCUGAAAUAUCUCCAGAGUACCAAAGCGUUUUUUAUAACGAGCACUACAUGUCGGAUAUUGACGAAAACGAAGAGAUCAAAGAAUUCAUCUGCGCUUACAAGACCCCUGAAAGACGGUUCUCAGACAAUUCGGAUAAAACGUACGAUAGAACUUACGAUAAAAACUGUGAUAAAACGUUUAGUUGCAACACGUUGCCUUCUUUGAGUUCACUUAGGACUAACAAACAUAAAACGGGACAUGUCAGUGCAUUUGGUGGUAGCAGUGGUUCGAUUAAAAGUUCAGAUUAUUAUAUGUGUAGUCCCAUGGGAGGUAGAAGGCACGAACAGUUGGAAAAUUGCCAGAACAUCGUCUUCAAGAGCCCGCAAAGAACGGUUAUCAAGAUUGCAAAAGUCAGUCCCGAUGGUGUAAUAGGAACCGACAGUAUUAUCGAAAUUAAAUGUCCUGACACUGCUUCAAAACUGACUCCGGAAAAAGCAAUAGUUAAAAAAAUAAUAAAAUUUACAAUUAUUAAUGACAAUGGUCAAAUUAAAUCGAAAUUAUUAUUACCAGGUUCAGGGGCAACUUCACGUAACUAA